UAUAUAUACUUUCAUAAAUAUAUAGAUUCAUAGAUAGAUAGAUAUAUAUAGACAUUAAUAGAAUAGAUAGAAAUGGAGGCUCCACAGAAGAGAUGCCGUAAAUCUGUGGUGUGGGAGCAUUUCCAUUUGGAAACCCCAAAUAAAGUGAGAUGUAUGUAUUGUGAUAGGCAGCUAGCCUACUUCAACAAUACAUCAUCCAUGAUGCGCCAUUUGAGGAGCACUCAUCCUGCCAUUUUGCAGUGUGCAGAGGAUGGUAACAUUCCCCCUGUACCUAGGCCUGCUACUGACACUGCUGGGCCAUCUAAACAAGGCAGACAGAGGGAAUUGGAUGAGGCUCUUGUAGACAUGGUGGUAAAGGAUUUGCAGCCCUUCACUAUCGUGGAGGAUGAGGGUUUCAUGGCUUUUGUGAACAAACUUGAUCCAAGCUAUGUCCUCCCAUCCCGGAAGGCACUUAAAACGAUGGUAACCGAAAGGUACAACAUUUCUAAGGAGAAGACAAUGGAGGACCUAAAAAAGGCAGAUUUUGUUAGCCUUACAGCUGACAUGUGGUCCUCCAUUAAUAUGGACGGAUACCUUGGUGUUACUUGCCACUACAUAACACCAGAGGCAAAGCUGGCAACUGUUGUACUGGGUGUAAGGAGGUUUUACCAAACACACACAGCCCAGCAUCUCAUGGAGGCUAAAGCUUUGCUAAUGGCCGAGUGGGGAAUAACCACCAAAGUUCAGUGUAUGGUGACUGAUAAUGCAUCCAACAUGAUCUUAAGUGCCCAGCUACUGAACCUUCGGCAUGUCCCAUGUUUUGCCCACAAUUUAAAUUUAAUUGUAAAAAAGGCCCUAGAUCAAACCCCACUCAUCAAUGAAAUACGACAGAAAGCCAGAAAGAUAGUGGGGUUAUUUAGAUCCAGCUGCAAAGCAAAGGACAAGCUUGUGGAGAUGCAGGGCUUGAUGGGCAGACCAGCUCUGAAACUGAUGCAGGAGGUGGACACAAGAUGGAACAGCACUUACGACAUGUUGCAGCGCUUGUAUGAGCAACGAGAGCCAGUGGGUGCAGAGCAGCGCUAUCAAAUUUAAACAGUGAUACUGCUCCGCUGACAAGUUUUGAGUAUAACAUUAUACAAGAAUCAUUGUCACUACUGCAGCCUUUCAAACUCGCAACGACAGAGUUGUCAGAGGAACAGAGAGUGUCUGCUUCAAAGCUCAUACCACUUUACAGGAUGUUGCAGCACAAGCUAUCGCAGAAAAAAGGCCAAUCAGCACAGGAAUCAACUGCACAAUUAGGCACACACCUGCAAGAAGGUCUGCACUCAAGAUGUGGUGGGUAC
This is a messenger RNA of Carassius gibelio (silver crucian carp), 1322 nucleotides long. Its product is annotated as zinc finger BED domain-containing protein 4-like. The transcript is spliced from 3 exons. The record is from RefSeq and is a predicted model, not a curated record. Gene Ontology annotation, molecular function: DNA binding. The coding region runs from base 73 to 1071 and encodes 332 amino acids. NCBI's taxonomy places the organism in Eukaryota, Metazoa, Chordata, Actinopteri, Cypriniformes, Cyprinidae.